GUCCUUCCCUGACACACAAACCCCCUUCGAACUCUUUUUCUUCUCCAAUAUGCAUAAAAAGGCGGGAAAAAGUUCCGGCUUCGACUUCGAUUCGCUGAUCGAAACCUAGGGUUUCAUCACUCGUUGCAUUCUUCACCAUGAAUUUGGAUCCUCAGGGUCUCUUCCGCGAUGAUUCUGACUCCGAUGAUGAGUUUGUACAGGAGAAGGAGAAGGAUACCAGCAAGGAGAUGGUGGUUUAUCUCAUAGACGCUUCUCCGAAGAUGUUUGACCUUGUGGGAAAUGAUGAAGAUAAGAGUCAAACUUAUUUUCAUGCUGCUAUUAGCUCUAUUUCUCAGUCGUUAAAGACGCAAAUAAUUGGAAAAUCUUAUGAUGAGGUUGCCAUUUGUUUCUUUAACACGAAGGAAAAGAAAAAUUUACAGGACUUAAAUGGUGUCUUUGUCUUCAACGUUAAUGAUAGAGAGUAUCUUGAUCAGCCCACUGCAAAACUAAUUAAAGAGUUCUCCUGUAUUGAGGGCACAUUUAUGAGCAACAUUGGAAGUCAGUAUGGAAUCAUUCCUGGAUCUCGAGAGAAUUCCUUGUAUAGUGCUCUCUGGGUUGCGCAAGCAUUAUUGCGCAAAGGAUCUCCAAAAUAUGUGAGCAAGAGGAUACUCAUAUUCACAAAUGAAGACAAUCCUUUUGGGAAUAUCACAGGAGCAGCUAAAACAGACAUGAUUAGAACAACUGUUCAACGCGCAUACGAUGCACAAGAAAUGGGCAUCUUAAUUGAGAUUCUUCCUUUGAGUAUACCUGAUGAGCCAUUCAACGUUUCCCAUUUCUAUGCAGAUUUGAUUGGGUUGGAAGGUGAUGAGGUGGCACAGUUCUUGCCAUCUGCAGUUGAAAGAUUGGAGGAUAUGACAGAUCAACUUACAAAAAGAAUAUUUAAGAAGCGAAUAGUGAGGACCAUCUCAUUCUCAAUUGCAAAAAGCAUCAAUAUUGAAGUGAAUACAUAUGCGCUGAUUCGUCCCGCCUUACCAGGGUCAGUUACAUGGCUUGAUUCUGUAACCAAUCAUUCUCUAAAGGCAGAAAGGUCUUUCAUUUGUGCUGACACUGGGGCUCUAGUUCAUGAGCCACCAAAACGCUUUCAUCCAUACAAAAAUGAGAAUGUUAAAUUUUCUCUGGAUGAGUUGUCUGAAAUAAAGAGGAUUUCAAAUGGCCAUCUAUGUCUUUUAGGAUUCAAGCCCCUGGAUUUGUUAAAAGAUUAUCACAAUUUGAAGCCUUCAACAUUUGUCUUCCCCACUGAUGAAACAAUAAUUGGAAGCACUCAGAUUUUUAUUGCAUUGCAUAGAUCAAUGCUACAGCUUAAGCGGUUUGCACUUGCUUUUUAUGGUGGCUCUGCAAAUCCUCGUUUGGUCGCUCUUGUGGCACAAGAUGAAGUUAUCAGUUCCAGUGGUCAAGUUGAGCCCCCAGGGAUGCACAUGAUAUAUCUCCCAUUUUCUGAUGAUAUCAGGCAUGUUGAAGAGGCUGUGCAGCUCCAAACAACUGCUGAUGCUGAUGUACCUCAUGCCACAGAUGAUCAAAUUAAGAAAGCCUCUGUUUUAAUGAAGCGCAUGGAGUUAAAAGACUUCUCUGUGUGCCAAUUUGCAAAUCCAGCUUUGCAGAGACACUACGGAAUAUUGCAAGCUUUAGCCUUGGGUGAAGAUGAGAUGCCAGAUAUCAAAGAUGAAACCUUGCCUGAUGAAGAUGGCAUGGCUAGGCCAACCAUCGUGAAUGCACUUGAAGACUUCAAAAUUGCUGUCUAUGGUGAAAACCAUGACUUAGAGGAAGUUAGUUCUAAGAAAAGUUCUAAUACUGAUGCUUCCAGAAAGCGUAAAGCUGUGGUUGAAGCAGCUGUGGAGAGUGCUGCUAAUCAUGAUUGGGCUGAUCUUGCAGACAAUGGAAAGCUGAAGGAUCUCACCGUGCCAGAGUUGAAGAACUAUCUUACAGCUCACAAUAUCCCGGUAACAGGAAAGAAGGAAGCAUUGAUCAGCAGGAUAUUAACUCACCUAGGGAGGUAAAUUGUCUAUACCUCUUUCACUUGUUUCUGAUGAACAAUCUUGUUGAAGACAGUUCAGUAAACGGUAUUGUGUUGCACCAGUUUUGAUGUGCUGUGCUGUUGUAUAAUCUGUCUGACUAAUGCUAAGUUGUAAAUUUAACUUAGCUGGGUAUGUUGCCAAUUUGUCAAACUUCAUGAUAUAUCUAACCCUUUUUCUUAAAAUUGUUAUAAAAUAUCAAGGAUAUUAUUGGUGCA
Messenger RNA from Dioscorea cayenensis subsp. rotundata (Guinea yam), 2266 nucleotides. RefSeq names its product ATP-dependent DNA helicase 2 subunit KU70. NCBI's taxonomy places the organism in Eukaryota, Viridiplantae, Streptophyta, Magnoliopsida, Dioscoreales, Dioscoreaceae. The record is from RefSeq and is a predicted model, not a curated record. The transcript has 19 exons. Gene Ontology annotation, molecular function: DNA helicase activity; double-stranded DNA binding; damaged DNA binding. Bases 138 to 2033 code for a protein of 631 amino acids. Gene Ontology annotation, cellular component: nucleus; Ku70:Ku80 complex. Gene Ontology annotation, biological process: cellular response to X-ray; telomere maintenance; cellular response to gamma radiation.